Molecule: messenger RNA, 2197 nt
Organism: Schistocerca cancellata (South American locust)
Lineage: Eukaryota; Metazoa; Arthropoda; Insecta; Orthoptera; Acrididae
Gene: Vps4
Product: vacuolar protein sorting-associated protein 4
Exons: 9
Coding region: 440-1759 (439 amino acids)
Biological process (GO): endosomal transport; vacuole organization
Molecular function (GO): ATP binding; ATP hydrolysis activity
Source: RefSeq, a predicted model, not a curated record
CGUACACUAUUGAGUCAGGAGUGAAAGUAUUUUCCUUUUUAUUUUUCCAGAAUAACUUGUCUGUCUUUCUAGGACUUUCAAUUUAUCUAUAAUUUGAAGCUUAUAAUAUCUGCAAUUUUGACCAUUAUAAUUGUUGCAAAAAUAUUUGUAGGAAGUCGUAUUGGUAAUUGUUGUUGGAAGGAAGACGUGUGUUGUAGCAGUGAACCGAUUUUGAGAAGCAGUCAUUGUGUCAGAGAGUUGGUUAAUAGUUCUGUUGGAAGCUAUUUGCCAGCUGAGAUUGACGUUUUCUGUCAACCAGUGAGCGAAGAUAAUACCGUGUUCGCAACACGUAUGUCACUUAUCUGCGCUACUGGGAGGAUUGUAGUGAUAUUUAUCGUUGGAUAGCGUGUUGAUGGAAUAGUUUUGAACCUACUACAGCCCCUGCGCCCUAGCCCCCGUCAUGUCAGCAGGAUCAACUUUACAGAAGGCCAUUGACUUGGUCACUAAAGCAACAGAAGAAGACAAGAAUAAAAACUAUGAAGAAGCAUUGAAGUUAUAUGAACAUGGUGUAGAAUAUUUUCUCCAUGCUAUCAAAUAUGAAGCACAAGGUGAAAAGGCAAAAGAGAGUAUUCGUGCAAAAUGUCUACAAUACUUGGACAGAGCAGAAAAGCUGAAAGAAUAUCUUAAGAAGGGAAAGAAGAAACCUGUUAAAGCUGGUGAAUCAAAUUCCAAAAAUGACGAAAAGAAAAGUGACAGUGAUAGUGAUUCAGAUGAUCCUGAGAAGAAGAAAUUACAGAGCAAAUUGGAAGGUGCAAUUGUGGUAGAGAAACCUUGUGUUAAAUGGUCAGAUGUAGCUGGUCUUGAAGGGGCCAAAGAGUCUCUAAAAGAAGCAGUAAUACUUCCAAUAAGGUUUCCACAUUUAUUCACUGGAAAGAGAAUACCAUGGAAGGGAAUUCUUCUAUUUGGGCCACCAGGUACUGGUAAAUCAUAUUUAGCUAAAGCUGUAGCAACUGAAGCUGACAAUUCAACAUUUUUCUCCGUUUCUUCUUCCGACCUGGUGUCUAAGUGGCUGGGAGAAUCUGAAAGAUUGGUGAAGAAUCUGUUUGAGCUAGCUAGACAACGCAAACCAAGUAUAAUAUUUAUUGAUGAAGUGGAUUCAUUGUGCUCAUCACGUUCUGACAAUGAAUCAGAAUCAGCAAGGCGCAUAAAAACAGAAUUCCUCGUUCAGAUGCAAGGAGUGGGUAAUGAUAAUGAUGGAAUAUUGGUUCUGGGUGCCACAAAUAUUCCAUGGGUUUUGGAUUCUGCCAUCCGCAGAAGAUUUGAGAAGCGAAUAUAUAUUCCUCUUCCAGAAGAACAUGCUAGACUAACAAUCUUCAAACUACAUUUAGGAAAUACAUCACACACACUCACAGAGGAAGACUUCAAAGUACUCGCAAACAAAACUGAGGGAUAUUCUGGAGCAGACAUUAGUAUUGUAGUGCGAGAUGCACUUAUGCAGCCAGUUCGCAAGGUCCAGACUGCAACACAUUUUCGAAGAGUUCGAGGUCCAUCACCUAUUGAUCCUAAUGUAAUAGCAGAUGACCUACUAACUCCAUGUUCCCCAGGUUGUCCUGGCGCUAUAGAGAUGACAUGGAUGGAUGUUCCUGGUGACAAACUAUUUGAACCGCCCGUGACAAUGAAUGACAUGCUUCGGUCUUUAGCAACAUCCAAACCAACACUAAAUGAAGAGGAUAUGGCAAAACUUGAGAAGUUUAAGGAAGAUUUUGGCCAGGAAGGUUAACUGCAGCUUUCAGUCUUCAUCUGGCUAUUUCAAGAUGUUUAUAUUUUAUGAAUCACGGUCUCCUUGAACUCUAUUUUUUUGCAUGCUUGUAAAAAGCUGUUGCAAAGCAAGAGUGAAUUGUCUGUGUGUGAUAUUCUUGUACUGAACAAUGCAUAGUUACAGUAGAAUGGAAGGGCAAGGAGGCAGUGCCACCAAAACUAUAUACUGUUGAAUUUGAAACAUCACUUCGUGCCCAUGUGUGGAAAUUAUUUUGGUAAAUAAGAGCAUUUAGCAUGUGUAGAGCCGUAACAGGCAUGUUCUCCCUCUGAUUAAAGCAAGAGGUUUCAGUCUGAAUGAAACCGGAACAUGACCAGAAGAGUUAGUUAAUAUUUGUUGCAUUUUACUUCUGCCUAAAAAUACUUAACUUAAAAUUCUAGAAAGGAUGUAAAGAGAUACUGA